CGAGUUAUUUGUCACGGUUUCACACAGGAAAGAGGAAGAAAGAAAUUAAAAUAUAAGCGCCCCUAAAUCACUUGCUGCCGCCUCCCUUCAAUAUCUCUCUUCUCUCCGGCACAGACAAGUACGAGCGGCGGCAAGUCUCGGCGACAGCCCGCCCCCUGCACGACGUUUUUGGCAGUCUUUCCCACCUUUGACGGAAAUCAUCGGUGUUUAACCACGGCGGGAAUACCUCCUGCAACGGCGACCGAAUCCCAGUCCCUCGCAGCUUCUUCUCCGGCUACGUCUCCCACGCUCCACCCGGCGUUUACACCAACAACAGAGAACACCCACGGCUCCAACGACGUACAGACCAGCAACCCACGACCAGAUCUGCUGUGACAGCGACAGCCCCGAUUCGUGGCGGCCAGGUAUAUCUUGGCUGAUUAACUAGGGCCGGUAAUGACCCACUCGGCCUUAGUUUAGAGUUUUCCACUCCCUAGAGACUUCAAAUAAGCAGGAUUAAGCGUAUUCGAGCACCAAUCAGCAAAGAUUCGAGUUGUUUUGGAUACGAUUCUGUGGAAUUCAAGCGAUAUAAUUGCAACUCACGGUGAUAUUUGUAGGACAUUUAACCAUGUGUUAAGAUUGAUCGAGUUGGAGAUUGAGAAAUAUGCCUCAGAGACACUCAAAGAACAAUAACGAUUUAGCCUUCUUCACCUAUGAUGAGAAGCGGAAGCUCGGGUAUGGAACACAAAAAGAGAGACUUGGAAAGGACUCGAUCAAGCCCUUCGAUGUCUGUUGCCUAUGCUUGAAACCCUUCAUUGACCCCAUGUGUUGUCAGAAGGGUCACACGUUUUGCAAAGAAUGCAUUCUUGAGUGCCUUUUGGCUCAAAAGAAAGAUAAUCAAAGGAAGCUUGCUGCGUAUACUGCUCAGCAGAAGCAAGAGAAGGAAGAAGCAGAAGAGAAACUGAUGCAGCAGAAAGCUAGAGAGCUUGAUGCAUUUGAUCAGCAAAACCAUGGCGCUGUACCACAAUACAGCGAUCGAAACCACAGUAGGGAUAAGAAUGGUUUCCAUGGGGCAAAUAGUGUAAAGGUUACUUCUUAUGAAGAAGAAGCACUUCGGACCAUGAAGGCAUUUUGGCUGCCUUCAGCUACGCCAGAAGCUCCUGUUAAAGCAGGAGCCCCUCCAAGCAGUACAUUCUGUCCAGAAGGCAACGAAAAACUUAAGCUAAAGUCCCUUUUCUCAAUAUAUUUCACAGAGGACAAAAGUACGCAGAAGAAAUCAAAAUCUUACGAUUUUACGUACGUAUGCCCUAGUUGUAAAGUUACUCUAACAAACACAAUGUCUCUUGUGGCCUUAAGCACGUGUGGUCAUGUCUUCUGUAAGAAAUGUGCUGAUAAGUUUAUGGCUGUGGACAAAGUUUGUCUUGUCUGCAACAAAGGAUGUAAAGUAAGGGAUUUGGUGAACUUGGAGAAAGGAGGCACAGGGUUUGCUGGCCAUGGGAAUUCACUUGAAGCAAAAGACUUCAAGCAUUUGGGAAGCGGUUCUGGUUUGGGGCUAGUAAGACCUGCCAUGAAGACUUAAAUCAUCUUUGAUUACGAAACUAGAACCACUUGCCCUAGCUACUUCAUAAUUGUGAGUUCCUUCCAUAAUCCUUUCUUCCUUUUUUAUUUUCUUAACACGUGGUCUUGUAAAAUGGAAAUGUCAAUAUUGAAUCUCUUUGCGAUCUUUAUAAUAAAAUUUAGAAGUUGGAGUUGCUUUUAAAUUGAGAUUUAUCAACAAGAAUCUUAAAAAUGAGAAUAACCAAAGCUUGGAGGCUCUCUUAUAAGCACGUAGCUCCCUCUUUGUAAUCUACGGAUCGCAAUUCCGGGUGUCAAAAUGGCAAAAUCUUUCUUACCUGUAGCUUUGGCAUAAAGAGAUAUUUUGCUGUGAAUCACAAAUAUUAAUGGCAUCUAGGGGAUGGAUAUGGGUUCAUGUAGAGCAAGUGGUAGGAUUGAUAAAUAUUGAUAGAUUUAUACUUUCGAGGACUUAGAAUGGAAGUUUUGGAAAGGUCAAACUUUGGUGGGACCGAGGGAUUUUGUAUCAUUGGCUUAUUAUUUUGACUUCAGCUCUUUUGAAUUGGGGAUUGAGCCCCUUCCGUUUCGAGAAUAUGUGGUUGGACUGAUAGAACCAAAUCGUUUAGAAGAUAUUUAUUGAUAGUUUGCGAAGUACACAAUCGUCUGUAUGUUUUGCUAAACGAUAUUACAUAUAAUUCGCUACACGAUGAAAGAACGAACAAACUACUACAUGAUCACGUCUAUUCUCUACACGAUCACACUCCCUUGCUACACGAUCGUUGUUACUCUACUACACAAUUGUCUAUUAGAUGAAGUAGACGAUGAGCGAUGCUUCUGCCAGCCUUUCCACGAUCAAUUCUAACUCGAACUCCCCCUCACACGCGAGAGCUCAUCUUCCCUCACCCAAAAUGUCCAUAUGUUCAAUGCCCCCUCCUUUCUCGCUUCCCUCUACUUUUAAAUGAGAACUUCUCCCAACCGAAUUGAAAGUCAUUUAGUUGUGGUCCUCAACACCCCUAAUUGUCUUAACUUCUUUUCUCAUAUUACCCAUUUUCUUCCUUCUUUGAUACAAUACAAUCGGAGACCUAACAUUACCUCCCUCCUUCACUUUUACUUUGUCCUCAAGGUAAAAUUCUGGAAACUGUUUCUGAAAGUCAUCCAACACCUCCCAAGUAGCCUCGUGUUCUGGCAACCCUUUCCAUUUCACCAAAACUUCACGCCCCCAAUGAGGCGACUGAGGUCGAGAACCCAAUACAACCUAUGGUUCAGUCAGCCAUGUAUGGUUUUCAUUGACUAAGGGAUCUACAGACGACCUCCCUUCUGGCUAUCCUAUCACCUUUUUAAGUUGUGAAAUAUGGAAGACUGGAUAGAUUGAUACCGUUGAUGGACUCCAAUUUAUAAACUACUAAUCCCACCUUGUCAAUAACCUGAUAUGGACCAUAAUACUUGGAAGACAAUUUGACAUACCUCUUUUGUCUUACUGAGAUUUGGCGAUAAGGAUGCAACUUCAGCCAUACCCACUCUUCGACUUGAAACUCUACAUCCCUUCUCUUAUUGUCCACAAAUUUCUUCAUUUUCUCUUGGGCCAUCCUCAAAUGCUCCUUAAGGAUGCGCAAGGCAACAUCCAUGUCUGGCAUCUGUUGGUCUAAUGUUGCAUUCGAAGUGCAAUCAUCCCCAUAAUUAAUCAACAUCGGAGGAGGACGUCCAUAAACAAUUUGCAAAGGAGAAAAACCAGUGGUGGCAUUAUACGUAGUAUUAUACCAGUAUUCCACCUAAUGCAACCAAUUAAUCCACUCUUUUGAACGCUCCCCACAGAAACAUCUCAAAUACAUCUCUACGCUACGAUUCACCACCUCUGUCUGACCAUCUGAUUGAGGAUGAUAUGCUGUACUACGAUAAAGCUUAGUACUCGACAGUCUGAAUAGCUCUUGCCAAAAAUUGCUCACAAACACCUUGUCCCGGUUUGAGACAAUAGACUUCAGAACCCCAUGCAACUUCACUACUUCUCUACAAAAUAUAUCAGCCACAACUUCAACAUUCAGAGGAUGUUUUAAAGCCAAAAAAUGAGCAUACUUGCUUAAUCUAUCCACUACUACCAGGAUCACAUCAUGUCCUUUGGCUUUGGGUAAGCCUUCAAUAAAAUCCAUCGAUAUGUCAGUCCAUAUAACAUCAGGAAUAGGAAGCAACAUUAACAGCCCUGCAGGGGAUAAUGCCAAGGAUUUGUUCAUCUGACAGACCAAGCACUCUUCCAUAUACUUCUUAAUAGCCAUAUUCAUUCCUUCCCAAUACAAUUCUUCUAAUACUCUUUUAUAUGUUUUCAGAAAUCUCGAAUGGCCACAAAAAACAGAGUCAUGAUAUGUAUGCAUGAUAAUAGUAGGUAUCAGAGUUGAAGUACUUGAAAUCAUUAACCUCUCUUUGAACUUCAGCACGCCCUGAUGUAGAAAGAAAUCUUGUACUCCGUCCUCCUUUUGCAGUACACGACUAUUGAUUCGUUGCAAUCUAACAUCAUGCUCUACCUCCUUCUAAAUUACUGGCAUAUCAAUCAUAGUAGGGGUCGUCAACUGAGCCAACUGAGUUUCAAUUUCCACCCUGGACAGCGCAUACGCGACUCCAUUCUUCAAUCUUGGACGAUAGACCACUUCAAAAUCAUAACCAAGCAGUUUAACAACCCACUUCUAAUGUUGCGGUUGUAUCGUCUUCUACUCAAGCAAAAACUUAAAGGCUUUCUGAUAAGUUUUAAUCACGAAUCGCCUUACCAACAAGUAAGGCCUCUACCUUUGCAUGAUCAUGACAACAGUUAACAACUCUCUCUCAUAUACUGGUUUCGUGCGGUCCCUAAGUGAGCUACCCCAUGGCACAUGUGUGUGUCAUGGUGUGGGCGAGCGUUACAAGACAAGUGUCUUGGGUGUCUUCCAUCGAGAAUCGGAUCUCAUGGAUAGUGUCGGACGACACGUGUGCUGGUCUUGUGCCUCUUCCCAUGGGCCAGAGGUUCGAUGUAGCACCCGGUAUGCCGUUUUGAUUCGACAAGGGUUCGGAAUGGCCUAAGUCUCGAUUAUGUCCAGAUGGAUGGAUGUUUGGGAACUCCCGAGUUGGAUUGUUGCCCAUGGGUCGAUUGAUGAUGAUUCUCGAUAAGCGUAUCCGAACAGGAGAGAGAAAGCUGAUAUCUCGACACUCGAGAUGGCAUCCUAAAGCAUUAGUGGGAUUCGAUAGUUCUCGGUUGGUUCGAUACUUGCUUGAGUUGUCCUGGUAAGCAGUGUAAUGGCCCGGUAGAUCCCGGUAAGCGACCAUUAGGUCGGUAGAAGCCCAAUAGGCGUUGAAGUAGGUCAGUAGAGCCUAGUAAGCAUUAUUAUGUCCCGAAAAGCCACGAUAAGUGUCUGAAUCAUCCAGUAAGCGACGAAGAGAGAUGCGACGUUGCACUGUGAUGACCUUAGCCUCAUAUAUGGGCAAGGUCGAGCCUCAAGACUCGAUAUCCAACUUCAUGGUCACUCGAUAUGGCUGCAAUCGACAUGUGUAUACUCGAUCAUAUUAAUGUCAUACUCGAUGCUCGAUCAUUUUAUACUCGAUUAUUUUGAAUUAUCCAUGUCACUUGAUACAUGGUGAAUUUCAAAUCGAUUUCUUGAAAUGUGAAGUAAUUUUAUACUUAAUAACUUUGACUAUAUAGGUGGUUGAUUUACAUGUACUACAGUGUAAUGUAGAGACGUUCUGAUAAAUACUUGAUACACGGUCACCUGAUACUCGAUACUCGUUAAGAUAUACUCGUUAUACGAUAUUCGAAAAUACUCGAUCAACAUUGACUUUAGAGAAUUAGAUUAGGGUUUCUCAACUAUUCUCUUACAAGUGAAAUGAAAGCUAGUUUAAAUACAAGAGAACCUAAGAUCCAAUGAGCUUUUAAAUAUACAAUAAACUAAACUAAAUAAUAUUUAAAAUAUAACAUAAGCUAAAUCUAUUACAUUUAAUAUUAAAUUCUAUAACAUAUACUCUAACAUACUACAACUCAUUAGCUUGGAUCAAUUAUUUUAUUUGAUUUAGGGUUCAGACAAAUCCUUAAUCACAUAUUAUUAAUUAUCGAUCCAAUUUUUAUAUGAAAAAUUAUUGAAGAACUACAAAUAACAUUUUUUUCAAAUUAAAAUUUCUAAGACUAAAAGUAUGAGAAGUUUCAAAGAAGGUCACAUGCCCAUAUUAUCAAUUAUGGGGCACAAGUUCAAAUAAGCAAGAACUUUUUUUUUCUUUUUUUGUAAAAUUGUUAUUGGUGGCUAAAAAUAGAUAGCCAAAUUGAAAUAUUCAAAAAGUUUUAUAUAUCUUGAAUUAUAGCAGCUAAAAUAGUAGGUGAUGAAAGUGAUUUUUUUUUCGAGUUAUGGGCAGAUCAAAUUUCUAUGUAAAUUUUCACAUUAUUUUGACAUUGUUUAUGUGAAUUUUGACAUUAUUUGUAAAUCUGACAUUAUUUUUAUUAGGGUUUUCUAUGUGAAUUCUAGCACUAUUUGUAAAUCUAUACCAUCUAUAGUCACCAAUUUUUUUUAGUAUUGUCGAGUAUCGUGUAACAUGCACCGAGUAUAUAGUAAUCAACCAUGUAAAUAGUCAAUGUUUAAAGAGUAUUUUCGAGUAUCGUGUAACGAGUAUAUAACGAGUAUCGAGUAUCGAGUGACUGUAUAUCGAGUAUUUAUCAGAACGUCUCUACAUUACACCGAGUAUAUAGUACAUGUAAAUCAACCAUCUAUAUAGUCAAUGUUUAUCGAGUAUUGUCAAGUAUCAUGUAACAUGCAUCAAGUAUAUAGUACAUGUAAAUCAACCAUUUAUGUAGUCAAUGUUACCGAGUAUAAAAUUACUUCACAUUUCAAGAAGUCGAUUUGAAAUUCACCAUGUAUAUCGAUUUGAAAUUCAUCAUGUAUCGAGUGACAUGGAUAAUUCAAAAUAAUCGAGUAUAAAAUAAUCGAGCAUCGAGUAUGACGUUGAUAUGAUCGAGUAUACACGUGUCGAUUGUAGCCGUAUCGAAUGACCAUGAAGCUGGGUAUCGAGUGACCGUGCAUCGAGGAACGUCUAACGAGCCAUUGAGGAACAUGUGAUGAGCCAUCGAGGAUCGAGUAAAUUUGUAUUGGCAGGCGCGAUGAGUACAUAUCAGGGGUGAAUCGGUAAAAUCACAUGCUUAUGACGUACAAAAAACCCAUGAAAGAAAAUAGAGUAGAAUAAUUGAGUGCUAAUUGGAGUAAGGAAAACGAAGGAGAGUAAGGAAAAUGAGGGAGAGUAAGGAAUCAGACUAAAAUAAUCGACCGCUUAAGUGAGAUUUGGGUUCCAACUAUUUUAGUUGGAGCCCCAAACGUUGGGUGGGCUAUUAUGGCCCACCUACCCAACUAUAAAUAGGUGGCCCAAAUGCCCCUUAGUGUUUAGAGGGUUGGAGAGGGAUCCUAAUGAUUUUUAGUGUCGGUAAAUAUGAUGUUUCUUGUUGGUGUUCAAUUUUAAGUAUCUUUUGUAAUUAUUUCGAGGGUAACUAGAUAUAUUGCUAAAAAAUAAAAACAUUCAUUGAAAAAUAUACAAAUCACCUUUCGUGGUAUGCGGGGGUAUGUGCUAUUUUGUAGGAUCUUUGGGAAGAGAGAAACAAUAGAGUGUUUGGUCUUUAGUGAGGUUUUUCUUUGGGCUUCGGUCUCGAUUUUAUUUAUUUAUUUAUUUUUGUAUUAUUCACUAGGUAUAUUUUACUUAGUCGAAAACCCUUUCUCUAAGGGGUC
Benincasa hispida (wax gourd) is the source of this 7244-nucleotide messenger RNA. The record is from RefSeq and is a predicted model, not a curated record. Lineage: Eukaryota; Viridiplantae; Streptophyta; Magnoliopsida; Cucurbitales; Cucurbitaceae.